Messenger RNA from Histoplasma mississippiense, 1797 nucleotides. RefSeq lists its product with no specific name. Bases 1 to 1797 code for a protein of 598 amino acids. Lineage: Eukaryota; Fungi; Ascomycota; Eurotiomycetes; Onygenales; Ajellomycetaceae. The record is from RefSeq and is a predicted model, not a curated record. Gene Ontology annotation, molecular function: oxidoreductase activity; FAD binding. The transcript has 8 exons.
AUGAUACUUACCGGGACACUUCUGUCCUGCGCCGCCCUCUACCUCUGUUCGGUCUCAGCUAAGGCAACGCCCCUGGAAUGCAAAUGCGGCCCCGGCGACGCCUGCUGGCCGAGUCCUCGGGAAUGGCAAACCCUCAACAGCACCAUUGACGGGAAACUCAUUCGCGCCAUCCCCCCGGCUUCGGUCUGUUAUAAAUCGCAGCCCACCUACGACGCAGCAGCCUGCAGCUCCAUACUUGCCCAAUGGCACACUUCUGGUUUCCACUUGCAGGAUCCCAUUAGUAUUGAUUUCCCAAUGUGGGCGGGUGACUCGUGUGCACCUAUCUUUGAGAAUGGGACAAGUGUAAAUGGUGACCCGACGGCGGGGAAGAAGGGAUGUUCGAUUGGUCGCCAUCCGGUUUACGUAGUAAAUGCUACAGGUCCGGAGGAGGUUGUCACAGCGGUGAAGUGGGCUGGGGAGCGGAACAUUAGAGUGAAUGUUAAAGCGACGGGGCAUUCAUUGACGGGGAGGAGCACUGCUGAAGGGAGUCUUUCCAUUUGGACACGAAACAUACGCGGCAUUAAAUUCCACGCCAAGUUCCAAAGUGCAUCGUGUCCCGGCGGCGAGAGUGGCAGACAGGCUCAAAUGGCAGCCACGGUAGGAGCAGGGGAGAUUGGCUAUGAUGUGAUUCAAGAACUAGAUAAAUAUGGAGCCACCGCUGUCACGGGCGGAAAUAACUACGUAGGGCUUGUCGGAUGGCUUACCGGCGGCGGCCAUGGGCGCCUAAGCAGCUCCUAUGGCAUGGGCUCUGACAAUCUGAUUGAAGCCAACAUCGUCACUCCGACCGGCAAAUUCCUCACCGUCAAUGCUUGCCAACAUGCUGACCUCUUCUGGGCCAUCCGUGGCGGUGGCGGCGGUACGUAUGGGAUCAUCACGUCGGUCAUUAUAAAGGCCUACCCCACACCGUCAACGACUGUGUGGAAAAUACAAGGUCAAUUAUUGGACAAAUCCAAGGAGGACCAGUGGUGGGACCUCAUGGCUUAUUUCUAUUCGCUCCUUCCAUCUAUGAAGCAGAAGGGGCUUCAGGGAUAUUACCGCAUGAUAGGUCAGCCGUUUGCAGAUACGCUGGUGUUUGUUGCCUCGUUUUUGUUGUAUGACAAACCUAGUGGGACUGCUGAGGCUUUGUUCGAGCCGUUCAAGCAGAGACUUGAUGAAUUGAUGCGUGCUAAGUCAGUGGCUUAUUUGUCCGAAAUCUUCACGGAGCCUUCGUUCUUGAAGGGCUAUGAUCGCCUGGUGUCAGAUGAACCCGUUGCGCAUGUUGACUAUGCGCUGGGGACCUGGCUGCUUCCUGCCCAGCCUAUGGAGGAUGUGGAAGUAAUGGCCAAGAUGUUCAAGGAGAUUGGGCCAAAGAUCGGAGGCAACAGCCCACUGUCCACCAUUUUAAAUAGCUGCUUCGUUGCGAACUCGGCCAACAGUGACCUGGAAACAGCUUUGCACCCCGCCUGGCGCAAAGCAGUCAUACAUCUGAUGGUCAUCAGUGCUGCCACUAGUGGCGUUUCCCGUAAAUCCAUCCAAGAAGUUCGCGACGAUAUGACAUAUAACAAGAUGCCCAACCUAAAGAAGAUAGCCCCUGACUCUGCGGCAUACUUCAAUGAGAUGGACCCAUUCGACCCUGAUUGGCAAAAUGUGGCCUUCGGACCAAAUUAUAAGAAACUGAGAGCCAUAAAGAAGAAAUAUGACCCCGAUGCGCUGCUUUGGUGCUUUUCGUGUGUGGGGAGUGAGCACUGGGUUGAAAUUGAGGAUGAUCUGGUGGGAUGA